UUGGAUGUUUGGUUUUUCGUUCUUAUCUGUUUUGAUUUGAGAUACCCUCGAUUCGGAUUGCCUUUGCCAACUUUAUCCUACGUGUUCCAUUUGGACAGUCCGUCUCAUUCCGGUUUUCUUGCACGCGAACCGCUAAGGCCAAAGAGCCCACAGAACACAGCCCGUAAAUUAGAGCCGCAAACAGAGAUUAGAUCAUGGCUGAGGAUCCGGUGAACCAGCAGGCAUUCGCUGAGGACGUGGCAGCUGCCGCUGCGGCUGGAGGAGCCGGCGGUUUUGCCGGUCCCGAGCCCGGACACCCCGACUAUAAGAUGCCCAGUGCCGAGGAAAUCUGGAAGCUGGUCGAGGGCAUGGAGGGAAUUUCGGACGACGAGCGAGCCGAGCUCCGCGAGAGCAUCUUUAACCCGAAGCCGCCGUCGCCGGAGGACUUUAUGCGCCAGUACGGGCAUCCGGGCCACAGUUCCCGGGAGUACCUGGUGUUCUUCGUGAUGCUGGCCCUCAUACUCAUUGUCUUUGCCCUCUUUGGCUACAAGUUGUACAAAUCCCUGACGGAGAAGGAGCUCAAGAAGCAGGAGAAACUCAAGAGCAAGCAACAGAAGAAGGCCAAGAAGUCCAACUGAAGAAGAUGGAGGCGAGGAUAUCAUUGACGUAGUGUACUUUCCGGCUCCGAGACCUUCCAUCUUGUUAAUCAAUACAAUCGCCUUGUAAAUGACUAAAUCAUAAACCAGUAAACGUAAUAAAAUAAACCGUACCCCAUAACUCUUUUAAA
Messenger RNA from Drosophila sechellia, 766 nucleotides. RefSeq lists its product as uncharacterized. Lineage: Eukaryota; Metazoa; Arthropoda; Insecta; Diptera; Drosophilidae. The transcript has 3 exons. The record is from RefSeq and is a predicted model, not a curated record. Bases 195 to 617 code for a protein of 140 amino acids.